Messenger RNA from Coregonus sp. 'balchen', 2188 nucleotides. NCBI's taxonomy places the organism in Eukaryota, Metazoa, Chordata, Actinopteri, Salmoniformes, Salmonidae. The record is from the annotation of a GenBank genome assembly.
AUGGAGGAGUUCCCAGAGAGCUUUAACCAGCUGGAACUGCUGAAGACCCACGACCACCUGAUCCCCCGUGGAGCAUGCAGCCUCUGGCCGGGAGACGAAGGAGAGGGAGAGGAAGAGGAGGAGGGGGAAAGGAGUGAAGAGUGGUAUCAGCAGAAAGAGGAGAAACUGAAAGACAGACCGGAGGAGCUCAUGCUGUGGGCGGCGGAGAAUAACAGAGUGAGUGUGACAUGUGCACCACACACCUUCUCACUAGGGCUGGGAAUUGCCAGGGACCCCACGAUACGAUAUUAUCAUGAUUCUCAUGAUUCUAUAUGUAUUAUGAUUCGAUACUGUGAUUUUAUUGGGAUUUGAUGUUCCAAACAUAUUGCUCACCAUAUGUCUGCUGCAGAAGGACAAGAGAGAGCCAUGAGAAAACAAGUUUUGAUCAGUCAUGGAAAUAAAAGUGCUGAAAACAAAUUGGCUCCCUAUUUAAAAAGAAGAUGGAGAAGAAGCUAUGAAGGUUUUGGUGCCGGUACAGCCAACUAGCGCAAAAGUACCCCCCACCCCCCCAUCACUACUUUACAUGCAGACACGUUCAGAUGUCUCUUAGUUUCCAACUGUUACUUUGGAGCCUGGUCGGUGCAGGAUAUGCUAUAUCAGGGAUUUAUUAUUUAGUGCACACCGUAGCAAUACGGUAGUCCCUCCCAGUUUCUGUCUGUUUAAAAAAAAAAAAAAAAACAUUUGAUGUCUUGUGAAUACGACCCAGCGCUUUACCAUCGCGCCCAUGUCCUGGACUAACUUCCUGGAUCUUUGGUCUUGUCAAGGGAUGUAUCCAAGAUCAAGGGCGGAGACAUAAGAUGUAGACUUAAAGUCACUACAAUGUAAACAAUGUAGGCUAGUUGAGUAUGGAUGAAUGAAAAGUGGGACAGAUCAGAUUUUAACUUUUUGUUUUGCAAUUUAAUCAGAGAGACAUGUGAAUGUGAAAAGCUUAAUUGGCGUUGACCCUGUCAUGGAGCUGGUCAUCCAGGGCCAUAUUGUUGUGAAAUUGACGUCUCGUCAAUUUGACGAUGAAAAACAACUUCUGUUGCAAAUCAGGUGCUCAAAGUUGACCUAUUUUGCAUACUCCAGCUUAUCAUGAGACAUCCAUGUCUUCAUCACUGGAAGAGUUUGAUAUCAUGGGCCAAUAUAUAUAGAAAUGUUCGUUCAAAUCAGAAGGGCUGCGGACAAAAAGUGAAUGAGCUGUGAGAGUAUAAUGAAUGUCUCCCUCUCUGCUUUGAAUGCUGAUCACUGCUUAAGAUUGGAACAGAACAGCACAGCAAGCCUCUGAAUAUUGUGUGUGUGUGUGUGUCCUUGUUUGUGCCUGUGUGUGUGUGUGUGUGUGUCGUGAUGUGUCUCACUUGUAUUGUCCACAGCCAGAGAGGUGGUGAGAUUUAACAAAUGGGAGGGAGGGAGAAAGAUAAUCCCCUAGAGCUCUUGUUUGUUCCCCCUGUCAAACCUGUGCAGAAAUAACUUUAAAUCGCCAUCUUCAGUGGAUCCAGAGGCAAUAACAGGUUGACUGUCAUUUGUGAGGGGGGGUGGGGGGAGGGGGGAUAAGGAUGGGUGGUUUUACCUCUCUAAGCUCCGGCCUGGUUUUUAAAUGUUUUAUUAAAAUGCAUCUGCCUUUCGGCUGUUUCAUGAUAUAUUGAAGAGUUCAGUAAAGGUCAGUUAAAAUGCAAAUAUUCUCUCUCUCUGCCUCUUUAAGCUGCCAACGGUCAAGCGGCUGCUCUCGGUCGACCCCUUGCUUGCGCAUUGCCAGGACGAGGACGGCUAUACUCCGUUGCACCGCGCGGCCUACGGAGGCCACGCCGCCACGGCCUCUACCCUGCUGGCAGCGGGCACCGAAGUUAACUCCCGCACUGCCGACGGCUGGACACCCCUACACAGUGCCUGUCGCUGGGGCCAAGUCGCCACCGCGUCCCUCCUGUUGCGCCAAGGGGCGGAGCUGAAUGCGCAGACCAAUGGCGGCCUCACAGCGCUCCACCUAGCUGCCUCCUACCCCGGACCGGGCUCCGCCCACACGCUGGAGUUCCUCCUAUCACAGCGCCACAUAAAGGCGGAGCUUCGGAGCAAAAGCGGGGAGACGGCCAGUGAAAUCGCCCGCCGAAGUGGACCGCAUCACUUCCUGUUUGAGAUGGUGGAGGACUGUAACAGCGUGCUGUCUCCCCGGUGA